UCUAUACCUUACUUUUCUUGUAGAAUGAAAAGUCAAAAUCUUGCUCCCAAUUGCACGUGAUUGGCAAUAAACGCGCCACAUGUAAGAAACAUAACUCUAAGAAUUCAUUUUAGUCUCAUUUGCACAACCCCAAAACUUCUCCAAUAUUCUACCUCAUACGACAACGCCCCUAUUCAAUACACAAAUGACCAUAAUGAAAACAGCAAAAACAGCCGAUCGCCGAGGCUUUAUUCUCUCUUCAAUCUUCUUCAUCUGCUGCCUCUGCGCCUUGGCUUCGAUCAACGAGGUCCGGUUCGACGCCCUCUUGAGACUCGGCAACUGCGCCGCCGCGGCCAUCAAAAACGACAUCAAGUCUUCAUCAUUCAACACAAACGACACCACUUCUUCCCUCACUCCCCAAAAUUCUUCCUCCUCCGAAGACGACAUCAGAAUACUCAUAGGCAUCCUGACCCUCCCCGACCAGUACCAGAAGCGACACUUCCUCCGCCUAAUCUACGGCACGCAGAAUCCCACCGGCGCGAAAAUCGACGUCAAGUUCGUCUUCUGCAACCUGACAAAGGAAGACCAAAAAGUCCUCGUCGCGUUGGAGAUCAUGCGGUACGACGACAUCAUAAUCCUGAACUGCAAAGAGAACAUGAACAAGGGCAAAACCUAUACUUACUUCUCAAGCCUACCGGAAUUGCUAAACGACACAAACGCUCCAAGCCCGCCAUACCACUACGUCAUGAAAGCCGACGACGACACAUAUUUUAGACUGGAAAGCCUUGUCCAGUCACUAAAACCAUUGCCUAGAGAAGACUUGUAUUACGGGUACGUGAUUCCUUGCCCUAGCAUGGACCCUUUCGUGCGUUACAUGUCCGGGAUGGGCUAUUUGGUGUCGUGGGAUUUGGUCGAAUGGAUUCGGGAUUCGGAGAUUCCGAGGAACAAAAUGGAAGGUCCUGAGGACAAGGUUUUUGGAGAAUGGCUUAGAGUAGGGCACAAAGCGAAGAACAGGUUUAAUGCAAAGUGGUCAAUGUACAACUUUCCUGAGCCAAAAACUGGGUGUACUCAUGAGCUUUGGCCAGACACUAUUGCGGUUCAUUUGUUGAAGAAUCAAGAGAAGUGGAUUCGGACUUUGAACUAUUUUAAUCACACCCAGAAUCUCAAGCCCUCCAAGUUGUAUCAUAUACCUUAGCUUAUAUAGUUAUUUAACUAAAAAAGACGACGGACCACAUGUAUGACUUUUGGACUGAGGGAGUCAAUGAUUCCAAAGAGGAGAAGUUUGUCUCGCCUCAACCAGAGAGUGUAUUCUGGGUUUGAGAGGUUCUUGCCAUCAUCCACAAUAUUUAGGGAUGGACAAGGCUUUGCUCCAUCAAUAUAGCCAAGCAAAAGAAGUGCAUCAAAAUGAGUUUUUCACGCAAAAUAAUUG
Molecule: messenger RNA, 1408 nt
Organism: Morus notabilis
Lineage: Eukaryota; Viridiplantae; Streptophyta; Magnoliopsida; Rosales; Moraceae
Product: beta-1,3-galactosyltransferase 6
Exons: 2
Coding region: 185-1174 (329 amino acids)
Cellular component (GO): Golgi membrane
Molecular function (GO): hexosyltransferase activity
Source: RefSeq, a predicted model, not a curated record